Pogona vitticeps (central bearded dragon) is the source of this 2340-nucleotide messenger RNA. RefSeq names its product ring finger protein 19B (gene RNF19B). NCBI's taxonomy places the organism in Eukaryota, Metazoa, Chordata, Lepidosauria, Squamata, Agamidae. The record is from RefSeq and is a predicted model, not a curated record. Gene Ontology annotation, biological process: protein ubiquitination. Gene Ontology annotation, molecular function: zinc ion binding; ubiquitin-protein transferase activity.
GGGGGCGCCGGGGAAGGGCCCGCUCCGCCGCCCUCCUUCCCUUCCUCCUCCUUCUCGGCCGAGGCGGAGGAAGGCGAGGAGUCUCCUUCAUCAUCAUCUUCCUCCUCCUCUUCCUCCUCCUCCUCCUCGGGCCCGGCGGAGCUGGAGUGCCCGCUGUGCCUGGUGCGCCAGCCGGCGGGCAACGCGCCGCGCCUCCUCUCGUGCCCGCACCGCUCGUGCCGGGCCUGCCUCCGGCAGUACCUGCGCAUCGAGAUCACCGAGUCCCGCGUCAACAUCAGCUGCCCCGAGUGCAGCGAGCGCCUCAACCCGGCCGACAUCCGCCUCCUCCUGCGCGACUCCCCGCAACUGGUCGCCAAGUACGAGGAGUUCAUGCUCCGCCGCUGCCUGGCCGCCGACCCCGAUUGCCGGUGGUGCCCGGCCCCGGACUGCGGUUAUGCGGUGAUUGCCUAUGGAUGUGCCAGUUGCCCCAAACUGACCUGUGAGAGAGAAGGCUGCCAGACAGAAUUUUGUUAUCAUUGCAAGCAGAUAUGGCAUCCAAACCAAACUUGCGACAUGGCCCGCCAGCAGAGAGCACAAACUCUGCGGGUACGGACGAAGCACACGUCAGGCCUCAGUUAUGGACAGGAAUCCGGCCCGGCAGAUGACAUCAAGCCAUGUCCCCGUUGCAGUGCCUACAUCAUCAAAAUGAACGACGGCAGCUGUAAUCACAUGACCUGUGCGGUAUGCGGCUGCGAGUUCUGCUGGUUGUGUAUGAAGGAAAUCUCGGACUUGCAUUACCUCAGCCCUUCCGGUUGCACCUUCUGGGGGAAGAAGCCAUGGAGCCGUAAAAAGAAGAUUCUCUGGCAGCUUGGGACACUGAUAGGUGCCCCAGUGGGCAUUUCCCUCAUUGCGGGCAUCGCCAUUCCAGCCAUGGUCAUUGGCAUUCCUGUGUACGUUGGGAGAAAGAUUCACAGCAGAUAUGAAGGGAAGAAAACCUCCAAGCACAAGAGAAACCUGGCUAUCACCGGGGGUGUUACUUUGUCUGUGAUUGCAUCGCCUGUCAUUGCUGCUGUCAGCGUCGGUAUUGGAGUCCCCAUUAUGUUGGCCUACGUCUAUGGAGUUGUGCCGAUUUCUUUAUGCCGAGGUGGUGGCUGUGGAGUUAGCACAGCCAAUGGGAAAGGAGUUAAAAUUGAGUUUGAUGAGGAUGACGGGCCAAUUACAGUCGCAGAUGCUUGGAGGGCUUUGAAGAACCCCAGCAUUGGGGAGAGCAGCAUCGAGGGCCUCACUAGUGUCCUGAGCACCAGCGGGAGCCCGACUGAUGGACUCAGUGUCAUGCAGGGCAACUACAGUGAGACAGCCAGCUUUGCGGCCCUCUCUGGAGGCACCUUGAGCGGAGGAGUGCUUUUGGGUGGGAAAGGAAAGUACAGCAGACUGGAAGUGCAGGCCGACGUGCAGAAAGAGAUCUUCCCAAAGGACUCUGUCAGCCUUGGGGCCAUCAGCGACAACGCAAGCACACGAGCCAUGGCCGGCUCCAUCAUCAGUUCUUACAAUCCCCAGGACAGGGAGUGUAACAACAUGGAGAUCCAGGUGGAUAUAGAGACCAAGCCAAGCCAUUAUCAACUCGUUAGUGGUAGCAGCACCGAGGAUUCGCUCCAUGUUCACACACAGAUGGCAGAGAACGAGGAAGAAGAAGAGGAGGAGGAAGCAGAGGAGGAGCAGGAGGAGGAGGAGGUGUGCAACCACCCCAGUUGUGAGCAGAAAGACUGUGUGGCCAGCAAAACCUGGGACAUCACCCUAGCACAGCCGGAGAGCAUCCGCAGUGACUUGGAGAGCUCAGACAGCCAGUCGGACGAUGUGCCCGACAUUACCUCGGACGAAUGUGACUCCCCCUGCUGCCCCCAGACCGCCUCCUGCCUGCAAGCCCCCAACGCCAGAGGUGCUGAGAGCCCAAGUGCCCAUCUCGGCCUGUGUGCCCAAGCAGAGGGGCGCCGGCCAGAGGAGACCGUCUCCACCCUGGGGUGCAUCGAGGCCCGCGUAUGAGGCUGUGCCCCCCCCCUCGGAGGAGAGGCCCACGGAUGGUCACUGCCUCCAUCCCGUGGGGUGGCCACGUCCUUGUUGGCUUUUCUUUCCGUUCCUCCCAGGUGGCUGUCUGAACCGGAUGCUGGGGGAAAUGGCAUUUCUUACAUGAUAAUAAACUCUUAAUCUCUUUUUCUUUUCUUUUCUUAUUCAUUUUUUUAUUUAUUUAUUGGUUCAAGCUCUCGGUGAUGCUCUGUGAGUUGUGUAAGAGUGUGCCUAAACGUGUGCGUGUACAUCGUACGCCUGAAGAACGCCUUUAAUAAAGAUUCCUGUUACCAUUCAAAA